UUAGGGUAGGCACAACCUUCUGUGGUUUCACCACGACACCGCCAGACUUCAUCAGAACACUGAUGCGAGACCAUUCGCCUGAAACGCAUGACAAAAGGCUCCGCGCCACAGUAGUCGAAGCAACCACCAUGUCCUCAAUGGAAGUUGGAAUGAAAGAACGACCAUCGAACACUGCAACGCCGCGUGAACUCACUCAAAACCCGCUUAAGAAAAUCUGGAUGCCGUUGCCGUGUAAAAAUGGCCUUCCCGAGAAACACAUAUCUCAGAGAAAGGUAUGUAUGACCAACUGCCCCACCCUGAUAGUGACGGUGGGCCUCCCAGCCAGAGGGAAGACCUACAUCUCCAAGAAGCUUACCCGCUAUCUCAACUGGAUCGGCGUGCCCACCAGAGAGUUCAAUGUUGGGCAGUACCGGCGUGAGUGUGUGAAGAUCUACAAGUCUUUUGAGUUCUUCCGUCCAGACAACGAGGAGGGCCUGAAGAUCAGACAGCAGUGUGCGUCAGCAGCACUGAAUGAUGUCAGACAGUACCUCGCUGACAAAGGAGGCCAAGUUGCGGUGUUUGAUGCCACUAACACCACUAGAGAGAGGAGAGGGACCAUCACCGCGUUUGCUGAGCAGAAUGGCUUCAAGGUGUUUUUUGUAGAGUCUGUUUGUGAAGACCCUGAAGUCAUUGCAGAAAACAUUGUGCAAGUGAAGCUGGGCAGCCCUGACUACACCAACUGCAACACAGAGGAGGCUAUGGAGGACUUCAAGAAGAGGAUCAAGUGUUAUGAGAACUCCUAUGAGACCCUGGACGAAGUUCUGGACAGGGAUCUGUCCUACAUCAAGAUUAUGGACGUGGGCAGGAGGUACCUGGUGAACCAGGUCCAGGACCACAUCCAGAGCCGGAUCGUCUACUACCUCAUGAACAUCCACAUCACACCACGCUCCAUCUACUUGUGUCGCCAUGGAGAGAGUGACCUCAAUGUCAAGGGCUGCAUUGGAGGAGACUCUGGACUCUCCCCCAGGGGCAAGGAGUUUGCCAAUUAUCUGGGCCAGUUCAUCCAGUCUCAGGAAAUCAGUGAUCUGAAGGUGUGGACCAGCCAGAUGAAGAGGACUAUCCAGACAGCCGAGGCAGUGUCUGUGCCGUACGAGCAGUGGAAGGCGCUCAACGAGAUAGACGCGGGUGUGUGUGAGGAGAUGAUGUAUGAGGAGAUCCAGCAGCACUACCCGCUGGAGUUUGCAAUGAGGGACCAGGACAAAUACCGCUACCGUUACCCAAAGGGAGAGUCCUAUGAAGACCUGGUGCAGCGUCUGGAGCCGGUCAUCAUGGAGCUGGAGAGGCAGGAGAACAUCCUGGUUGUCUGUCACCAGGCUAUCAUGCGCUGCCUGCUGGCAUACUUCCUGGAUAAGACCGCAGAGGAGCUGCCCUACUUGAAGUGCCCACUGCACACCGUGCUGAAGCUCACACCAGUGGCUUAUGGCUGUAAGGUGGAGUCCAUCUACCUAAAUGUGGACGCAGUGAACACUCACAGAGAUAGACCAGAGAACGUCAACGUUCAUCGCACCACAGAAGAUGCCUUGCAGACAGUCCCACCUCAUCUCUGAAAUGCAAGCCACUCGGAUUGAAGUUUGGGCUCUCUCCUCUACCUCCCUGUUACUACCUGUCAUUACUUGUGUCUCUAGUGGUACAGAGUCAGUGGACAUUCUAUCUGUGUAACUCACUCAAUUGAUGGUUCUUUGUUGGGCGAUGUAAUGUUUUCACAGCCUGGUCUCAAAGCAAAACACAGUACCAGUCAGAAGUUUGGACACAUCAACUCAUUCAAGGGUUUUUCUUUGAUUGUACUAUUUUAUACAUUGUAGAAUAAUAGUCAAGACAUCACAACUAUGAAGUAACACAUGGAAUCGUGUAGUAACCAAAAAAGUGUAAAACAAAUCAAAAUAUAUUUUAGAUUCUUCAAAGUAGCCACCCUUUGCUUUGAUGACAGCUUUGCACACUCUUGGCAUUCUCUCAACCAGCUUCACCUGGAAUGCUUUUCCAACAGUCUUGAGGGAGUUCCCACAUAUGCUGAGCACUUGUUGGUUGCUUUUCCUUCACUCUGCGUUCCAACCAUCCCAAACCAUCUCAAUUUGGUCGAGGUCGGUGAUUGUGGAGGCCAGGUCAUCUGAUGCAGCACUCCAUCACUCUCCUUGCAUGAUGCAGCACUCCAUCACUCUCUUUGCUCAAGUAGCCCUUACACAGCCUAGAGGUGUGUUGGGUCAUUGUCCUGUUGAAAAACAAAUGAUAGUCCCACUAAGCCCAAACCAGAUGGGAUGGCGUAUCGCUGCAGAAUGCUGUGGUAUCCAUGCUGGAUAAGUGUUCCUUGAAUUCUAAAUAAAUCAGUAUCAUCAGCAAAGCAACAUCACACCACCACCUCCAUGCUUCACGGUGGGAACCACACAUGCGGAGAUAAUCCAUUCACCUACUCUGCGUCACACAAAGACAUGGGAGUUGGAACCAAAAAUGUCACAUUUGGAAAAUUGGACCAAUGGAUAGAUUUCCACCGGUGUAAUGUCCAUUGCUUGUGUUUCUUGGCCCAAGCAAGUAUUUUCUUACUAUUGGUGUCGUUUAGUAGUGGUUUCUUUGCAGCAAUGAAGGCCUGAGUCACGCAGUCUCCUCUGAACAGUUGAUGUUGAGAUGUGUCUGUUACUUGAACUCUUGUGAAGCAUUUAUUUGGGCUGCAAUUUCUGAGGCUGGUAAUGCUAAUGCACUUAUCCUCUGCAGCAGAAGUAACUCUGGGUGUUCCUUUCCUGUGGCGGUCCUCAUGACAGCCAGUUUCAUCAUAGCGCUUGAUGGUUUUUGCAACUGCACUUGAAGAAACUUUCAGAGUUCUUGACAUUUUCAGAAUUGACUGACAAUGUCUCAAAGUAAUGAUGGACUGUCAUUUCUCUUUGCUUAUUUGAGCUGUUCUUGCUAUAAUAUGGACUUGGUCUUUUACCAAAUAGUAUUCUGUAUACCACCCCUACCUUGUCACAAGACAACUGAUUGGCUCAAACGCAUUAAGGAAAGAAAUUCCACAAAUGAACUUUUAACAAGGCACACCUGUUAAUUGAAAUGCAUUCCAGGUGACUACCUUAUGAAGCUGGUUGAGCGAAUGCCAAGAGUGUGCAAAGCUGUCAUCAAGGCAAAGGGUGGCUACUUUGAAGAAUCUCAAAUAAAAAAUAUUUUGAUUUGUUUAACACUUUUUUGGUUACGGUACUAUAUGAUUCUAUGUUAUUUCAUAGUUUUGAUAUCUUCACUAUUAUUCUACAAUGUAUAAAAUUGUAAAAAUAAAGAAAAACCAUUGAAUGAGUAGGUGUGUCCAAAUUUUUGACUGGUGCUGUAUUUUACAAAAAUCCAUGCCACUCCAUUAAGUAUGAUAUGUUACUUUGUUAGGUUACAUUACAUUAGCCUGCGUACAUCUGGCACGCUCAAAUUAGUAUGGUAAAUUAGUUAUAUGUUUGGGAUGAUAGAUUACUUAAAGCAAAAACAAAAGGAGGGUGGAUGGGUAGGCGUAUAACGUGAAUGUCUAGCAACCCAAAGGUUGUGUGUUCGAAUCUCAUCACGGACAACAUUAGCAUUUUAGCAACUACGGAAAAGUAUUGACACAGCCUGAAUUUAAAAUUGAUUAAAUUUGAAAUGUAUCACUGACCUACACACAAUAACCCAUAAUAUCAAUGUGGAAUAAUGUUUUUAGAAAUAUCUUGAGUCAAUAAGUAUUCAACCCGUUUGUUAGGGCAAGGCUAAAUAAGUUCAGGAGUAAAGAUUCGCUUAACAAGUCACAAAUUGCAUGGACUCUGUGUGCAAUAGUAGUGUUUAACAUGACUACCUCAUCUCUGUACCCCACACAUACAAUUAUUUCUAUGGUCCCUCAGUCGAGCAGUGAAUUUCAAACACAGAUUCAACCACAAAGACCAGGGAGGUUUUCCAAUGUCUUACAAAGGGGCACCUAUUGGUAGAUUGGUAAAAAAAAUAAAAAAGAAUUAAGCGGACAUUGCAUAUUCUUUUGAGCAAAGCUAAGUUAUGAAUUACACUUUGGAUGGUGUAUCAAUACACCCAGUCACUACAAAGAUACAGGCAUCCUUCCGAACUCAGCUGCCGGAGAGGAAGGAAACCGCUCAGGGAUUUCACCAUGAGGCCAAUGGUGACUUUAAAAUAGUUCGUUUUUAAUGGCUGUGAUAGGGAAAAACUGAGGAUGGAUCAACAACAUUGUAGUUACUCCACAAUACUAACCUAAAUGACAGCGUGAACAGAAGGGAGCCUGUACAGAAUAAAAAUAUAUAUGGAUCCUGUUUGCAAUAAGGCACUAAAGUAAAAUUGCAAAUAAAUAAACUUAAUGUCCUGAAUACAAAGCAUCAUGUUUGGGGCAAAUUCAACAUCCAUACAUCACUGAGUACCACUCAUUUUCAAGCAUGGUGUUGGCUACAUCAUGUUAUGGGUAUCCUUGUCAUCGGCAAGGACUAGGGAGUUGUUUUAGGAUAAAAUAAAUUAAUACAGCUAAGCACAGGCAAAAUCCUUAGAGAUAAAUCUGGUUCAGUCUGCUUUCCAACAGAAAAAUGCACCUUUCAGCAGGACAAUAACCUAAAACACAAGGCCAAAUAUACACUGGAGUUGCUUACCAAGACGACAUUGAAUGUUCCUGAGUGGCCUAGUUUCAGUUCUGUUUUAAAGACUUAAAAAUGUCAGUCUAGCAAUAAUCAACAACCAACUUGACAGAGCUUGAAGAAUUAAAAAAAAAAAUAAUGGGCAAAUAUUGUACAAUCCAGGUGUGCAAGGCUCUUGAGAAACUUACAGAGAAAAACACAGCUGUAAUCUCACCAAAUCUUAUUCUAACAUGUAUUGACUCAGGGGUGUGAAUACUUAUGUAAAUGAGAGAUUUCUGUAUUUCAUUUUCAAUAAAUUUGCAAAAGUUUCUAAAAACAUGUUUUUACUUUGUCAUUAUGGGGUUUUGUGUGAAGAUGGGUGAGGGGGAAAAAACGAUUUAAUAAAUUUUAAAUUCAGGCUGUAACACAACAAAAUGUGGAAUAAGUCAAGGGGUAUGAAUAUUUUCUGAAAGCAUUGUACUUUUUAAGCUACUUUGCAACUACUUAGCAUGUUAGCUAACCCUUCCCCUAACCAUAACCCUUUAAUCUAACUCCUAACCUUAACCCCUAACCUAACGGAGCAUGUCAUACUAAAGCAGUCAAAUGUAAUAUAUUAUACUAAAGCAGUGGAACGUAGCAUAUCCUACUAAAGCAGUCGAACGCAAUAUAUCAUACUAAACGAUCAAGACGUAGGAUACUAUACGUCUUACAAUACAUAUUAUAUUGUACGAUCGACAUUACAUUUGUAGGUCAAUGUAAUGUAACCUAACUUUAAGUAACACACACUACAUUUGGACACCUACUCGUCGAACAUCUCAUUACAAAAUCAUGAGCAUUAAUAUGGAAUCCCUCCCCCCCCUUUGCUGCUAUAACAUCCUCAACUCUUCACUUUGUGCACAGGGGCAUUGUCAUGCUGAAACAGGGACGGCUUUCCCCAAAUGGUUGCCAGAAGGUUGGAAGCACAGAAUUGUCUAGAAUGUCAUUGUAUGCUGUAGCAUUAAGAUUUCCCUUCACUGGAACUAAGGGAUCCAGACCUUUAUUCCUCCCCCACCAAAUUUUACAGUUGUCACUAUGCAUUCGAGCAGGUAGCGUUCUCCUGGCAUCCGCCAAACCCAGAUUCAUCCGCGGGACUGCCAGAUGAUGAAGUGUAAUUCAUCACUCCAGAGAACGUGUUUCCACUGCUCCAGAGUCCAAUUGUGGCAAGCUUUACAGCACUCCAGCCGAAGCUUGGCAUUGCGCAUGGUGAUCUUAGGUUUGUGUGCGGCUGCUCGGCCAUGGAAACCCAUUUUAUGAAGCUCCCAACGAACAGUUCUUGUGCUGACGUUGCUUCCAGAGGCAGUUUGGAACUCGGUAUUGAGUGUUGUAACCGAGGACAGACAACUUUUACGCAUUUCAGCACUCGGCGUUCCCGUUCUGUGAGCUUGUGUGGCCUACCACUUCGCAGCUAAGCCGUUGUUGCUCCUAGACGUUUCCACUUCACAAUAAAAGCACUUACAGUUGACCAGACAGCUCUAGCAUGGCAGACAUUUUACAAACUGACUUGUUGGAAAGGUGUUACCAUGUUGAAAGUCAUUGAGCUCUUCAGUAAGGCUAUUUUACUGUCAAUGUUUGUCUAUGGAGAUUGCAUGGCUGUGUGCUUGAUUAUAUACACCUGUCAGCAGGUUUGAAGGGGUGUCUACAUACUUUUGUAUAUAUAGUGUAUCAUACUAAAUGGAGUAGCAAGGAUUUGAGUAAAAUAUAACACGUUUUGCUCUGAGACCAGGUUGUUUUUCUGCCCCUUCUCCCUCUCUGAGCACAUUCUUGUCCUGUUUUGGUGUCUAUGUUCAGAGCAAUGUGAACUGAAGGAUCCAGAGCCUUUUGGCUUUUCUGUAAGCAUCCUCAAUUGGCCUGUACAAUUGUAUCAGUUGGCCUUAUUACUCCUCCGUAGGUAUCUCAGUCAGUCUACAGCACAUUCAGACCAAUGGUUUAGAGGUCCAAACAGAAAUGGGAAUUAAAUGAACAGUUCUGCUUGCAUUCUAGGGUUUUGGGGUAUGCUUUCAGGGAAUUACUCAGACCCAUUACCUUUUGCUGCUCCAUUCUCAUGGUAGGAAGAGCAGUAAGUCCUUGUUAGUAGUUUGGUUUAUGUGUGUUAAGGCUUUAUAUAUAGCUUACAGCGUUGUCUUGUCUAGGAGAGAAAUGGACUGCAACUUAUUUUUGUAAAGUAUGAGCCCCUCAAACUAUUGAUUGUGUGAUUCACUUGUCCAUUUUGAACCUCAGAAGUGUCACUAUUGUUCUUCAUGUCAAUGUUUUAUAUUAAAAAGUAUUUUGAGAUGUGCAAUUAUAAAAAUGUGAUGGCUACACCAUCAGCAUAUGCAAAUAUGUGGGCAUAUUCAAUUGUUGGUGCUUAUGUUGGCUGCUAUUGAAUCCAACAUUUUGAUCAUUUUUCCUGUGUUUUUCUAAAUGUUUUUCUUGUGAUUUUUCAAAAUCUUCAAUAAAGAUGUGUUUUUAUA
This is a messenger RNA of Salvelinus fontinalis (brook trout), 7069 nucleotides long. RefSeq names its product 6-phosphofructo-2-kinase/fructose-2,6-bisphosphatase 4-like. Gene Ontology annotation, cellular component: cytosol. The transcript has 14 exons. The record is from RefSeq and is a predicted model, not a curated record. Gene Ontology annotation, molecular function: fructose-2,6-bisphosphate 2-phosphatase activity; 6-phosphofructo-2-kinase activity; ATP binding. Lineage: Eukaryota; Metazoa; Chordata; Actinopteri; Salmoniformes; Salmonidae. Gene Ontology annotation, biological process: fructose 2,6-bisphosphate metabolic process; fructose metabolic process. Bases 63 to 1586 code for a protein of 507 amino acids.